This is a messenger RNA of Aricia agestis (brown argus), 4747 nucleotides long. RefSeq names its product probable phospholipid-transporting ATPase IM (gene ATP8B). The coding region runs from base 452 to 4336 and encodes 1294 amino acids. Gene Ontology annotation, cellular component: plasma membrane. Gene Ontology annotation, biological process: Golgi organization; phospholipid translocation. The transcript has 28 exons. Gene Ontology annotation, molecular function: ATPase-coupled intramembrane lipid carrier activity; ATP binding; magnesium ion binding. NCBI's taxonomy places the organism in Eukaryota, Metazoa, Arthropoda, Insecta, Lepidoptera, Lycaenidae. The record is from RefSeq and is a predicted model, not a curated record.
UGCACCGAUAGUGCAUAAAUUUUAUAAAAGUGUAGAAAUUGGUCGAAAUAUUAGACUUAUAUGAAAAAGUAAGUGUGCAGCAAUUUCUCUCGGCCUUUUAUUAGUAUAGUUUUAUUUCGGUGUGUUAACGUUUCACUUUGGUUUCAUGUGCUAUGGUGGACAGGUCACUGAAAUGGCUUUUCGUUACUUCCCCUCCAGAGCGCUGAUUGAGGCAACCAGUUAAGGAGGGUGAAGUGCCCCGCUGGCCCGCAGGAUGCAGAGCGCACCGCGAGGCGCACCGCCCGUACCGAUUCCGCCCCAUCGCCUGCGACUCCGUAGAAGAUCGAUCCUAACUCUUAAGUGGCCUUAGAUAAAGUGUUUUAUACUCCUCUUUUACAUCGACCUAAUAGUUAAGUAAACAGUGUUAGUGUUAAGCGAGUGUGAGUGUGUGAGCGUCGAUGGUGCGGCCGACAUGGGAAAGUCCUCGGCGAGAACACAUGGUCAAGAGAAUGAAAGAAGAAUCAAAGCAAACAAUAGAGAGUACAACGCCCAGUUUCGUUACGCGAACAACUACAUCAAGACAUCCAAGUAUUCGAUAGUAACGUUCCUGCCGCUGAACCUGCUGGAGCAGUUCCAACGCCUCGCCAACUUCUACUUCCUGUGUCUGCUGGUGCUGCAGCUCAUCCCGGCCAUCUCGUCCCUCACGCCCAUCACCACCGCCAUACCCCUCAUCGGUGUGCUCGCGCUGACAGCUGUCAAGGACGCCUACGAUGAUUUCCAACGUCAUCAGAACGACUCCCAGGUCAACCAUCGGCGAGCGAAGACGCUGCGAAACGGCAAGCUGGUGGAGGAGAAAUGGGCGUCUGUACAGGUGGGGGACGUGAUCAGGCUGGAGAACGACCAGUUCGUGGCCGCCGACAUCCUGCUCCUCAGCAGCUCCGAGCCCAACGGCCUGUGUUACAUCGAGACGGCCGAGUUGGACGGGGAGACGAACCUGAAAUGUCGUCAGUGUCUCCUGGAGACGGCGGCGAUGGGUCAGGACGACGCGCAGCUCGGCGCCUUCGACGGCGAGAUCGUUUGCGAGACGCCCAACAACCUACUCAAUAAGUUCGAAGGUACGCUGAGCUGGCGGUCGUCCCACUUCUCGCUGGACAACGACAAGAUCCUGCUGCGGGGGUGCGUGCUCCGCAACACGUCGUGGUGCUACGGCGUCGUGGUGUUCGCCGGCAAGGACACCAAGCUCAUGCAGAACAGCGGCAAGACGAAAUUCAAGCGCACCAGUAUAGAUAGGCUACUCAACUUUCUUAUUAUAGGGAUAGUGCUGUUCCUGCUGUCGAUGUGCGUGUUCUGUACUGUCGCGUGCGGCGUGUGGGAGUGGUUCGUCGGACAAUACUUUCAGGUAUACCUGCCGUGGGACACGCUGGUGCCCGCGGAGCCGGCGCCGGGCGCAAUAGUCAUCGCGCUGCUCGUGUUCUUCUCAUACGCCAUCGUCAUGAAUACGGUUGUGCCUAUAUCGCUGUAUGUGUCUGUUGAGGUUAUAAGAUUUGCGCAAAGUUUUUUAAUAAAUUGGGACGAGAAAAUGUACUACGAAAAGACUGGGACCGCGGCUAAGGCGAGGACUACCACAUUGAAUGAGGAGCUUGGUCAAAUCCAAUACAUAUUUUCGGACAAGACGGGCACGUUGACGCAGAACAUAAUGACGUUCAACAAGUGCUCGAUAGCGGGCGUGUGCUACGGCGACGUCAUCGACGAGCAGACCGGCGAGACCAUAGAGCUCACAGACCGGGGGCGGCGGGAGCGGGCUGCGGCGGGGGCGGCGGGGGCGCGGGGGGCGGCCCACUCACCGAGCGCGCGCCUGCUGCACUCCGAGCUCGAGCAGGGCCGCAGCACGCCGGCCGCGCGCCGCCCGGACAGCACGGAGCCGCUCGACUUCUCUGACAAUCCGGAGUACGAGCCGGAAUUCAAGUUCUUCGAUUCGAAACUUCUGAAGGCGGUCCGGCAGGGCGACAGCAACGUGUUCGACUUCUUCCGACUUUUAGCGUUGUGUCACACCGUCAUGCCGGAACACAAGAACGGCCGGCUGGAGUAUCAGGCACAAUCGCCGGACGAGUCGGCGCUGGUGUCGGCUGCGCGCAACUUCGGGUUUGUGUUCCGGGAGCGCUCGCCCAACACCAUCACUAUAGAGGUCAUGGGGAAAACUGAGGUGUACGAGUUGUUGUGUAUAUUAGAUUUUAAUAAUGUUAGGAAAAGAAUGUCAGUGAUAUUGAAGAAGGACGGUGAAAUUAGGUUAUAUACUAAAGGUGCUGAUAACGUUAUAUACGACCGGUUAAAAAAGAACGAUCAAGAGGAGGUUAAGUCUAAGACGCAGGAGCAUUUAAACAAAUUCGCGGGCGAAGGUCUACGUACCCUAGCGCUGGCGUGGCGGCCGCUGGAGGAGCGCGGGUUCGCGGAGUGGAAGCGCCGGCAUCACGCCGCCGCGCUCGCCCUGCACGACCGCGACGAGCGUCUCGACGCCAUCUACGAGGAGAUCGAGACAGACCUCGUGCUGCUCGGUGUGACUGCCAUUGAAGACAAAUUACAGGACGGCGUGCCAGAAACGAUAGCCAACCUUAGCAUGGCGGGGAUCAAAGUGUGGGUCUUAACGGGUGACAAACAAGAGACGGCGAUAAACAUCGGCUACUCGUGUCAGCUGCUGACUGACGACAUGGCGGAGGUGUUCGUGAUCGACGGCGUCGCCCACGAUGACGUCGCCCGACAGCUCGCCAAGUGCAAGGACAGCAUACGUGUCGUCAACACGUUCCUGCCGCACGGAUCAGAAGCGAAGAGCUCCGCCGCUAACGGCAGCACCCGCGCGCGGGCUAACGUGAAGCUCAACGCGCCGGCCGUGUCCGUCGUCACAUUUAGGUGGGAACAUAACUCACUAGCACGCCGCAGCAACGAGUACGUGUCUGGCGCGGGUACUGCGGGCGGCGCGGGGGGUGCGGGGGGCGGGGCCAGCGCGGGGGCGGAGUCACAGGAUCACGCCGACGACGCCAACGGAUUCGCCAUAGUAGUCAACGGACAUUCGCUAGUACACUGCCUGCAUCCUAAACUUGAGGAGAAGUUCCUAGACGUAGUGCUACAGUGUCGGUCUGUGAUCUGCUGCCGCGUGACGCCGCUACAAAAGGCUAUGGUGGUGGAGCUCAUCAAAAAGAACAGAAAAGCCGUCACGUUAGCGAUAGGAGACGGCGCCAAUGACGUGUCUAUGAUUAAAGCGGCUCACAUCGGCGUGGGCAUCUCCGGUCAGGAGGGCAUGCAGGCGGUGCUGGCGUCGGACUACUCCAUAGCGCAGUUCCGCUUCCUCCAGCGGCUGCUGCUCGUCCACGGCCGAUGGUCCUAUUACCGCAUGUGCAAGUUCCUGCGAUACUUCUUCUACAAGAACUUCGCGUUCACCGUGUGCCACUUCUGGUUCGCGUUCUUCUGCGGAUUCAGCGCGCAAACGGUGUUCGACGAGAUGUUCAUCUCCGUAUACAACCUGUUCUACACGUCGCUGCCGGUGCUGGCUCUCGGCGUGUUCGAGCAGGACGUGUCGGACGCCACCUCGCUGCAGUUCCCGCGGCUGUACGCGCCCGGACACACCAGCCAACUGUUCAAUAAGACGGAGUUUAUUAAGUCCACGUUACACGGGUGUUUCACGUCGCUAGUGCUUUUCCUUAUACCGUAUGGUACCUACAAAGACGGCUUGGCUCCGGACGGAAAGAUUCUGUCAGACCACAUGCUUUUAGGAAGUGUAGUAGCUACAAUAUUAAUUAUAGAUAAUACAACACAAAUAGCGCUUGACACGACAUACUGGACGGUGUUUAACCACGUGACGAUCUGGGGCUCGCUGGUGUCCUACUUCGUGCUCGACUACUUCUACAACUACGUGAUCGGCGGGCCCUACGUCGGCUCGCUCACCGUCGCGCUCACGCAGGCCACGUUCUGGUUCACCGCCGUGCUCACUAUGAUGAUCCUGAUGGUGCCGGUGGUGUCGUGGCGGCUGGCGAUGUCGCGGCGGCGGCCGACGCUGGCGGAGCGGCUGCGCGCGCGACAGCGGUGGCGCCGCGCCGCCGCAGCGCCCGCGCCCCGCACGCCGUCCGCCCGCCGCGCGCGCCGCUCCGUGCGCAGCGGGUACGCCUUCGCGCACCAGGAGGGCUUCGGUCGCCUCAUCACGUCCGGCAAGAUCAUGCGGCGCAUCCCGCACGCGGACGCCGCGCUGUCGGCGCUCGCGUCGCUGCCGGGCAAGUUCCACCCGCGCGCGCCCUCGCCGCCGCCCUCCCCGCCCUCGCCGCCCUCGCCGCGGGCCCCCAAGCAGGACCUCGACUCGGUCGACUUAUGAAGCUCGCCGUCGACGCGGUGUGUGCGUGUGGACGCGAAAUGUACAGUUCCCCGGGAGUGAAGUUUGUGCCAGCGCCGCGAACGUCCCGGACUCUCUCGAGACGGCAUAGUGUCGUCGCAACUCGUAUUGUGAUAACGUUAGUAGAUUUAAAGAAUUCGUAUUAUAUUAUUGCCUAUAUUAAAUUAUAUUUGUUGAUCGAGAGUAUAUAUUGAUAGAUAUUUAUUAUGGUACAUACUAAGAUACUAUUUUAUAUCGAAGAAACGUAGUUAUCUCCGAUGUUCCUUUGUAGACGGUAGCUCGGUCGAGCCCGCGCCGCGCCCGCGCCGACACUAGAGGACCCGUUUUGUUUUGUUCUAAUGUUGAAUGUGGCCGAGUCGCAACUCGCAAUCGAUCAAACGUUUACCUAGAAAA